Molecule: messenger RNA, 7384 nt
Organism: Pimephales promelas (fathead minnow)
Lineage: Eukaryota; Metazoa; Chordata; Actinopteri; Cypriniformes; Leuciscidae
Gene: adcy9a
Product: adenylate cyclase 9a
Biological process (GO): adenylate cyclase-activating G protein-coupled receptor signaling pathway; cyclic nucleotide biosynthetic process; intracellular signal transduction
Cellular component (GO): plasma membrane
Molecular function (GO): adenylate cyclase activity
Source: RefSeq, a predicted model, not a curated record
UGCCCCCUCCCCUAUAUUUCAACAUUUCAACACUGUAGUUAAGUUGUCCACCCCGCCGCACGCCCACAACCAUCUUUUCCGAGUGUGCCCAGAACAUGGUGGUGUUGCUGGUGAACGCAGCGCCCGGGUAAGCGCCAACCAGCGGUGUUCAACUCCUACCUGAAGCCGUUCGGCUCUCACGACACCAGCCGUUCCCUUCAACAGGCUCGUGCAGACAGACAGGGAGGAGAACCGAGAGCGAACGGAAGAGGACGCAACGCGACACAGCUGCGGUGCGCUCGCCUGGCAUGAGCUUGUCUACGAAAAACGGACUUGAACUGAGUUUUGGAGGAAUGAUAAACAGACAAAGUGGGGAUUAAAGAGGCGGAUAAUGUUGGAGAAUUGGCGUGGGAUUUUAAGCAAUGGAGUGUGAUCUCAUUCUUCUUCUGAAGUCCACGAGUGUUGAACUGCCAGCCCGAUCAAACGACUUGAGGCCUGGGGGGGGGAACAAAAAAACAAAAAACAAAACUUUCGUCUUCAUUUUGAACACUUUGCAUUGAAACUAAUUGAGAUUACCUCCAAGUAACUGGUUAAAAGGGAUUACACACAAACGAGGAUAAACUUAACUUCAGCUCCCUUUGACUUGUCUGAGUGCCUCGAUGUCAUCAGUAUUUUCUUCCUCUUGGAAGUUGAAAUCAUAAGUGUUAUUCGUCUUCUGGAGUUGGCAGAUAUGCACAGCCGCGUUGCACCCUAGCGCGAACGGCUGAUGUCAUUUGGAAUUGUCACGACGUCAGUUUGAGCUUGGAAGCGUUUUAAUGCGCUUUGAAAGCUGGAAUAAUAACGGUUGACAUCCGGAGUGUGUGUUCAGGAAAGGACGGGGCUCCUCCAUGGGGAUAGGCCGUCUUCUGACCCUCGACAGGGGCAGAAGUGGUGCAGUAACGGGAUAUGCGCCGAGUUUUGACGGGAAAAGACGGGCAGCUUUAAUGUCUUAUAAGGCGUCUUCCCCACCUCCGUUUAGGGGAUAUAUUGGACGAUUCUUGCUUCUUCGUGAUGUCAGAACAUAAGGGAGUACGCUGUUAGAUAUUUCUAAAUCAUUUUUGUGUGUUUUGACACUAAAAAGGAUAAAAGCGGUGCAUUUAAAAAAAGUUUUCUCUCAGAAAAUGGCGCCUUUUAACAAUACUUUCGACAAAUAGCAACGUUAAGUUUUGAAUUUGCAGUUAAGUUAACUGACAUUUGACCGAAACAAGUACAAGAAAUGUGUAAAAUUUAGAAAAAUGAAAUACAAACUUGCUUUACAUUUGCAUGUCAUUUGGAAAUGGAAAGUAAAUUCAAACAUUGUCGAACAUUGGAGAGGUUGUUUGAGGGACAGUGUUAACUGGAUUACAAACAUAAUUAAAAACCGUUUCAGAACACCCUAUGUGAAACAACCUCCUAUAUUUUAAGCCAUACUUACCUGCUCUAGUUGUAUUGAAUGCAAAUUUAAAACGAUGUGCUCAAAAAAGGAGGCUGAGCGGAUGACAGUGCGUCAGUCUCUCGGAGCAAAAGUGCACACAUGCGCGUUCACGUGCCCCUGAGCCAUAGAAUAUAAUGAAAUUCGAGUGCUGACGUAAUCGGAUAAGGAACUGCUCAAGAGUCCAAGACGGUCCAUCUUCAUAGUGAAUGCACUUGGAAUUUCGUUCUGGCUGUACUCUUUUCAAAAACAAAACAGUGUUUUUCAUAUCAAAAUGCCACUUCCUCUGUAAUGUCAGCAGUAGGUGAUAAGUGAUAAUUAAAAGUUAAUUGUUGUCUCAUUGUCAUGGCAUUGCCAGAGCAGCACCAGCCGCUACACGAGACCGAAGUUAGGUGUGAUAGUGAAGGGGGAGCUGUUACUGUGCAGAUAAACGACAGCCGGGAUCAACAGGUGGGUCCAGACCAAGACAACAUGGGCUCCUCCAAACCCUGCAAAUACAGCAUCUCGUCAAGCUGCAGCUCAGUUGUUCCCAGGACUCACCUGAGCAGGCCGAGGAGAGUCCCGCAGCUGUUCGAGAGGUCUGCCGCGCAGUGCUGGGACCCCAAGUUUGACUCCUCCAUUCUAGAGGAGGCAUGCAGGGAACGUUGCUUCCCGCAGAUGCAGAGAAGAUUCCGCUACGUCCUGUUUUACCUGGCCACCGCUGCGCUGCUGUGGGGGAUUUACUUCGGGAUCAAUAGCACCAGGUGUGACCCCACAACCUUCCUGAUACCCACGGCAGGGUUUCUUGUGCUUUGCCUUCUCCUCCUCUGGUUUACGUUCACAAGGCCGUAUGCACGAUUCUACAACCAUGCCUCCUUCCUCCUUACAGUGAUCAUGUUUGGCAUCACCCUGGCGCCCCAGACGCAAACCGCUCUCUUUGCUCUUUUUGAUGGCCAGAAAGCAGGCAAUCAUUCACUACUACCUGCUUUUCAAAAUGCUCCUUGUAUAUCACCAGUUGGGACAUUUUCACUCUGUAUGGAGGUGCUGCUUUUGCUGUACAGUGUGUUGCAUUUGCCCCUGUAUGCGUCGGUGCUUCUAGGCCUGCUGUAUUCUGUCCUCUAUGAGGCUUUAGGUUGGCUGCAGCUUGCUCAGUUGGAUGGUGAUUAUGUAUCAGAGGUGGAAAGCUCAGACUGGCAAAAUCUAAGCUGGCUCGGCCCAGGUAAAGUCCUGCUGCACCUGUGCGCGCACGUCAUUGGCAUCCACAUAUUCAUCAUGUCCGAAGUGCGCUCUCGGAGUACCUUUCUCAAGGUGGGUCAGGCGAUCAUGCACGGGAAGGAUCUGGAGGUUGAGAAGGCGCUGAAGGAGCGGAUGAUCCAUUCUGUGAUGCCUCGGCUGGUGGCGGACGAGCUGAUGAAACAGGGAGACGAGGAGGGCGAGAGCUCAGGGAAACGAUACAGUGCAGGGACGUGCUCCGUCGGCACUGCCGCCGCCGCGACCUCGUCCAGCCCCAAAAACAACAAGCGUAAGAAGAAUUCCAUUCCUCGUGGCCAAAUCAUUUUCAGGCCCUUCAACAUGAAGCGCAUGGAGCCAGUCAGCAUCCUCUUCGCUGACAUUGUGGGAUUCACCAAAAUGAGUGCCAACAAGUCCGCCCAUGCACUGGUAGGACUGCUGAACGACCUCUUCGGCCGCUUCGACCGUCUUUGUGAGUUGACCCGCUGCGAGAAGAUCAGCACUCUAGGAGAUUGCUACUAUUGUGUGGCGGGCUGCCCUGAGCCGGUCCUCGAACACGCAUGCUGCUGUGUGGAAAUGGGGCUAGGGAUGAUCCAGGCCAUCGAGCAGUUCUGCCAGGAGACGUCAGAGACCGUGGACAUGCGUGUUGGCGUUCACACUGGCACUGUGCUCUGUGGCAUUCUGGGAAUAAAGCGCUUUAAGUUUGACGUCUGGUCCAACGACGUCAACUUGGCCAAUCUUAUGGAGCAGCUGGGCGUGGCGGGAAAGGUACACUUGUCGGAGGUCACAGCAAGUUUUCUGCAUGACUGUUAUGAGAGGGAGGAUGGACGAGUGAUGGAGCGUGCCGGGCACAGUGUUGCUGAUCAGCUGAAAGGUUUAAAGACGUAUUUGAUCUCGGGCCGGAAGAUGGGCUCUCAGUGUGCCUGUUUCCAGCACAGUUUGGGCCGGGACUAUGGCGAAAUAUUAAGUCCGUCCUCAAACACGCACACUCCAGAUCUCACAGAUCCCCUCUCACACAGCAAGCCUGUGUGUAGCAUCUCUGUAGAUGCCGUUGACAAUCUGUUAGUUGAUGAGGCAACUCGAAAUGGCUGCCAGGAUGAACAUAGAGGCAACAGCAGUAAGUUUCCUGCAGGCCGUAGCCCUAAAACCCUGAACGGGCUGUUGAGUCCUCUGUGCGAGGAGCGUGUGGGAGUCAGCCAAUCGUCUCUGUGCGACAAACUGCAGGAGAAGGACAGGAGCUGGGCUGGGAGUCUGACCGCAGAAGGAGGCGGCAGCAAGGACCACUCGGCGAUCCUCCCGCUGCGCUCCAAAAACUUUCGGGAGAAAAGUGACGCACAGUUUGUGGAAGUGAUAAAGGAAGACAGUCUGAUGAAGGAUUACUUCUUCAAGCCACCCAUCAACAAGCUGAGUUUGAACUUCUUGGAAAAACCUCUGGAGUCAGCGUACCGCACCAGCUACCACGAAGAGGUGGUGAAUCACGUGCCGGUGCAGACGUUUGCGAGUCCAGUCUUCAGCUCUCUGCUUGAUGUUUUGCUGUCUUGUGCCGUUUUUCUCGCCCUCACCAUCGCCUGCUUCCUGUAUCCCCUUGUUUUCAUGAAGACACCCUUGGCAACCACGCUCGGACUGGCCAUCACCGCCGCUCUGUUGGAACUGGUUUCUCUCAUUUUGUCCGUUCGCAUGAUCUUUUGCCUGGAUGAUGUGCAGAACUGUACCCGCUCUCUGUUGAAGCUGGUCUCUGGCUGGAUCCCACGUCAUGUGAUCGGGGCUGUGCUCGUUUCACUUCCCGCCGUGUCUGUCUUCUCCCACCUGACUUGGGCUUGCAGUCUGGAGCUGCCCAUCCAGGUGACCAUGUUCCUGUGCUGUGCUCUCAUUAUUGCUAUUAUCCAGUACUGUAACUUCUGCCAGCUCAGUUUCUGGAUGCGCUCUGUUUUGGCCACUGUUGCCGGUUUGUCUUUACUUAUCCUGCUCUACAGCGCCACCACCAGCCCCAGGGCCACUGACACUGUUCCAGUGUUUUGGAACACGAGUAACCAGAGUGUCUUAGUAGAUCACACAGGUGAGUUGGACUCUGCGCCCACAGCUCUCGACCUGCUCGUCCUCGAGACCGUGCUCUCCUUCUUCCUUCUGCUGCUGCUGGUUUGGUUCCUCAACCGGGAAUUCGAGGUCAGCUACCGCCUACAUUACCACGGUAACGUGGAAGCCGACAAGCAUCGCAUCAAGAUUCAGACCAUGCGAGAUCAAGCGGACUGGCUGCUGCGUAACAUCAUCCCCAUGCAUGUUUCCGAGCAGCUCAAGGUGAACCAGAGUUACUCUAAAAAUCACGACAUCGUCGGGGUCAUCUUCGCAAGUAUCGUCAACUUUAGCGAGUUCUACGAAGAGAGCUACGAGGGAGGGAAAGAGUGCUACCGAGUGCUUAACGAACUCAUUGGGGACUUUGACGAGCUCUUGCGCAAGCCUGCGUUCUCCAAUGUAGAGAAGAUUAAAACCAUUGGUGCGACCUACAUGGCAGCAUCUGGAUUAAAUGCGCAGCAGUGCCAGGAGCAGGUGCACCCGCACGCUCACUUGCGUGCCCUCUUUGACUUCGCUCUCGAAAUGAUGCGCGUGGUGGACGAUUUUAACAAGAACAUGUUGGGUUUCAAGUUCAAGCUGCGAAUUGGCUUCAACCACGGGCCCCUGACUGCCGGCGUCAUCGGCACCACCAAGCUGCUUUACGACAUAUGGGGCGACACGGUCAACAUCGCUAGCCGCAUGGACAGCACAGGAGUGGAGUGCCGCAUACAGGUUAGCGAAGAGAGCCACUGUGUGCUCAGCAGAAUGAACUAUACCUUUGACUAUCGCGGCACUGUAAACGUAAAAGGGAAAGGGCAGAUGAGGACUUACCUGUAUCCCCAAAUGAACGAGGGCAGAUCGGGGUCCACACAAAGCCUGGAACAAUGCCAGAUGGACAGUGUCAUUGGGCAUUUAGAGCCCAAAACACUUUCCAAUACAACAUCUGUCGCACCACUAAACCCUGUAUCCACUUCCCCUGAUGUUGCCUCUAUCAGUGGCCACGGUGUGCCUCAGGGCCGUGUAUUAGGCCCGUCUCAGAUUACAGAGGAGUUGCACCAAGACACUAAGGACACUUUUCCUGUCCCUGAGCUCAAAGAAAAGGAUUACGAGAGUCCUUAUCAACCACCAUCGCUGAGUGGUACACAAACUCCAUCAAUAGCACAACUGUACGCACCAUUGGCCAGACCAGAGACACCUUUACAAGGAGAGGAUGAUGAAGUAGAUGAGCAUACAAAGCUCAGGGCAGUGGAGUGAUUUCGGCUGAGCAGCGGUCCUUCCUUAAGAGCCAAUCGGCUGUUGAUAUCGAGGCUCUACUUCCUUGACGGGGCUUUUCCAACCACAACUGUUGGAGUUAGCAGCUUGUAUAGGGCAUAUGUGUCUGAUGUAGAAAAACGGGUGCGUUAAGCAUCUGCUGUGUGGAUCACAGUGUAGCACAGAGGGGAAAAUGGAUUUAAUAUUUCUGAUGUUCGCAAAUGAUUAUUUUUUUUUUUUGUUUAUAAAGUGCCUUCACAGUAUGUAAACCGAAUAAGAUCAGUCAAAUGAACAACUCAGAGAUAUUUGAACAAAUAUAUCAGCAUGGUUUUUCGAAAAGAUCUGGACAAUGCUGUUUUUCGUAACGUAAAAAUGUAAUAUAUUACUACACCUCUUAUGCCGUAUUAAUUAUUUCCCUUAAUUUCAGUGUUUUUUUUUUUUUCUCUCAAAAUAAUCAAAGUGCCAGUUGCUAAUUAGGACAGGAUUACAGGCGAAUACAUUAUGGUUAUUAUAAUAAAUAUACAGCGUAUUAGUUUCACUACUUGUUGGGCAGUCACCUACAUCACAUUAAAAGAAAACCAAGGAAGACAAGGGUGGAUAGAUGGAGUUGGGCUUCUGGCACUUUUGACCACAAUGCCCAUAUUAAUAUCUAAUAUAUCUGGCAGCAUAUAUUGUAGCUUUUAUCAAUAGAAGGUAAAGGUGUCUCACGCACAAUAACACCCUAAACUCAUGAAAUGAGAAAAACGGCAUAAUCAGCCUUAUUUGUUUGAAAAGCAAUCAAGAAAGAUGGCUGAAACCAUGCUGUGCGAUCUCUCCGCUUCAUUAGAGGACACAAGGGCUGGUGAUUUGUAAUGCAUUCAGUAAUACAGAGUGUAAUGUUUGUUGUAAACAUGUACAAAAAUGUUGGCCUAAUAAUUUCUCAUUGCCUGACAGGUCCUUAUUCCUUAGCACAAUUAUGGCAUGGAAGGGAAUUUCCGACAGGAUUCAAAGCUAAAUUAAUAAACUGAUUUUUCAAGCAUGGCACUUACAAUAUAUACGGCAGAACGAGUGGCACUGUUUUCCCCUAAAUAUUUCCAGUGAAAUCCUACCAAUGAGGCCUUCAAUGAAGUAUUCAGUUGAACAGGUUUUGUAGCUGAAUUAUCAGUCAGUGCAUUUUAAUUCAUUUCAUUCAGUGCCUCAAACUUUUUCAUAUCAGAGCGAGUUGGUAUAGCCAUCGUUCUUAUUGAUUACCGUGCACUCAUGAGACCUGUUCACCCCAUGGCCUUGAGGAAAAUGGUUGUUGUGUUGCCAUAGUCGGCGAGCAGCUUGAGCUGCUGUUUUGGUAUAAAUCAAAUCUUCUAAGAAAGUAGAAGUAAAUGUAUGAUAGCCAGAUUUUGUUCAUUUUAUUUUUUGGUGUCGAUUCUCUUGGGUUUUAUGGAAGCUUGUUUCCGCCACUGAAUAAUAAUA